CGGCCAUGGAGGUUGAAGUGUGCGAGUCUGAGGGCGUCUGUGACGUUUUGUGCAACGUGCCGCCUGAUGAUCCUGAGCAGGAGGAAUCCAUGGAGACGCACGAGCCGAGUGAAGAAGCUGCUGCAGCUCCGAGCUCACAAACAAACGCAGCUCCUCCAAAACCACAAUACUCCUACAGGGUUCCUUCAACUGUGUGCUUCGGUCACGGUUCAGUCCGAGGCUUCAGAGGACGACAAACCAGAAGGAAAUGAAACAAUUGUUUACUGGGUUUAUA
This is a messenger RNA of Nematolebias whitei (Rio pearlfish), 274 nucleotides long. Its product is annotated as zinc finger protein 511-like. The record is from RefSeq and is a predicted model, not a curated record. The transcript is spliced from 2 exons. NCBI's taxonomy places the organism in Eukaryota, Metazoa, Chordata, Actinopteri, Cyprinodontiformes, Rivulidae. The coding region runs from base 6 to 251 and encodes 81 amino acids.